Messenger RNA from Hipposideros armiger (great roundleaf bat), 763 nucleotides. It is a transcript of the gene MYL4, whose product is annotated as myosin light chain 4. The record is from RefSeq and is a predicted model, not a curated record. Gene Ontology annotation, biological process: cardiac muscle contraction. The transcript has 7 exons. Bases 89 to 676 code for a protein of 195 amino acids. Lineage: Eukaryota; Metazoa; Chordata; Mammalia; Chiroptera; Hipposideridae. Gene Ontology annotation, cellular component: A band; myosin II complex. Gene Ontology annotation, molecular function: calcium ion binding; actin monomer binding.
CCCAGUCUCCUGUCUCGUGUCCCAGGCUCUGUCUACAUCUCUUGAUUCCUUUAGGUCCCACCUCCGCGGAAGAUCCCAACAAGGCAACAUGCCUCCUAAGAAGCCCGAGCCUAAGAAGGAAGCUGCCAAGGCAGCCCCAGCCCCAGCCCCAGCCCCAGCCCCGGCCCCAGCUCCCGAGCCCCCCAAGGAGCCUGCCUUUGACCCCAAGAGUGUGAAGAUAGACUUCACUGCUGACCAGAUAGAAGAGUUUAAAGAGGCCUUUUCGCUGUUUGACCGGACCCCGACCGGAGAGAUGAAGAUCACCUACGCGCAGUGCGGGGACGUGCUGCGGGCCCUGGGCCAGAACCCCACCAACGCCGAGGUGCUGCGCGUCCUGGGCAAACCCAAACCUAAAGAGAUGAAUGCCAAGAUGCUGGACUUUGAGACGUUCCUGCCCAUCCUGCAGCACAUCUCACGUAACAAGGAGCAGGGCACCUACGAGGACUUUGUGGAGGGGCUACGUGUUUUCGACAAGGAGAGCAAUGGCACAGUCAUGGGCGCUGAGCUUCGCCAUGUCCUUGCCACCCUGGGAGAGAAGAUGACUGAGGCAGAAGUGGAGCAGCUGUUAGCUGGGCAAGAGGAUGCCAAUGGCUGUAUCAAUUAUGAAGCCUUUGUCAAGCACAUCAUGUCUGGGUGAAGCAGAUCCCUCCAGGGUGGCGAGCAGGAAGAGGGACACCAGGAGUCCUGGGGAUACCAGGUCCUUGCGGCUGCUGCUGCUGCUUUU